Molecule: messenger RNA, 1119 nt
Organism: Rotaria sp. Silwood1
Lineage: Eukaryota; Metazoa; Rotifera; Eurotatoria; Philodinida; Philodinidae
Source: the annotation of a GenBank genome assembly
AUGAUUCUGAUCGGUUACACAUCCUCAAUUGUUCAAACUCAAACACAUAUAAUUAAUAAUCCAUCUCGAGCAAUCUAUGAAGAUUUGUACACUAAAUAUUCAAUUAUGCUUCAAUGUGAAUGUAGUGAAAUUGCUAUUUCCUACGGUUCAUUCCUGUCAUUAUCUCCCGAGUAUCAUCCAGUAUGUUCAAGUGCAUUCAUCACUGAUAGUUGGCUACAGGUGACACGACGUGAUGAUAACCUUGGUUUUGCUUAUGAUCCUGAAGAUUUCUUCUAUGCUGGCUUCGGAUUUUUUAAUACUCUUGCCUCGUUAUGUUCACUUGCACAAACGAUUCUAAACAAUUCAUUGCAUGUUUUUAAUCGAAAUAGAUUGGUGAGUGGUCGAGUGUUAUCCAAAGAUGAAUUAAUACCCCGUUCACUUGUAAUACUCGAUACAUUCAAAACAAAUACGAUCAAUAAAUUAAAACGUGAUCUGUCACUCAUUCAAUCUCAUACACGAAACAUGCUAUCAAUAUCACAAGGAAUUACUUUUACUAGAAUAUAUGAACAAGUAAAUAGGGAUAUGUAUAAUGAAUUAUUUUCAGUACCACUUGAAUGGGAUGAUUGUUCUUGUGCGCUUAAUGAUCCAUGUAAAGCACUAAUGGGUUUUUAUUGGAAUAAUGGUCCACCUUUAUUGAAAUUCACUAUUCCAAAUUUAUUUGUCGGUUGUUUUACUCUCCAAGCGGUUUAUCAAUCGUCGCUUGAUUGCUUAUUCAAUCAAACAUGUUUGAAUGCAGCACAAAAUGAAAUUCGUUCGGAGAGACCUAUCAAUGUGUCUGUUCUUCAAGCACGACCUAACGGUUUUUUGCCUACAACACCUAUCAAUGAGAUCGUUGAUACGCUCAUGGUUGAACGAUGGGGUGAAAAUAUUCAAUAUGAUCGAUACUAUGAACAGUGUUCGCCUAAACAAUGCUUAUACUCAUUGAAAUAUCGCAUGAAUGCAUUGUACAUAUUUACUACGAUUGCCGGUUCAAUUGGUGGACUCAUUGUCGCAUUAAAACUCAUUGUACCGUUCGUUGUCAAAAGCAUACGUCAUGCUGUCAGAUUAAAAGCCAAAACAAACACGACGACACGUAAGUAG